AUGUCAGGUCUCGAUGUUGAAGCCCUUCUUGAGUCGACGGCUGCUUCCAUCAAUGAAGCUUCCGAACGAGACCGUGACGACCGCUCAAAAGUUGAUUCAAGCGAACGCCGCGACCGUGAUCGCUCCAGGGAUAAGGAACGCCGACGGAAAGGUCGUAGCCGUGAUCGCGACGACAAGGAUGAAGAUUUGAAAAGUCCGAGGAGCGAGCAUGGCAGUGCUAACGGAAGCCAUAGAAGCAGAAGGAGAAGCCGCAGCCGCGACAGUGACCGACGCCGGCGUCGCGACCGCUACGGUGAUGAUCAUCGCUCAGGGGGUGAUUUCUACCGCGGUGGAGGACGUGCCCGCUCGAGGUCACGCUCGCCUUAUGAUGAGAGAUAUUAUCGUCCAAAUGGCCGCUCCAGACGAGACGACCGUGAAGAUGAUAGACCUUCUCGUCGGGACCGCGAUGGCAGAAGACGUAGCAGAAGCCGUGGACGCCGCAGUCGUACUCCAGAGGAAGACCUCAAUGAAGACGAACGUGACAAGCGUACCGUCUUUGUUCAGCAGCUCGCUGCUCGUUUGCGAACCAAAGAACUCAUUGCAUUCUUUGAAAAGGUGGGACCCGUCAAAGAAGCCCAGAUUGUGAAGGAUCGUGUCAGUGGAAGGUCGAAAGGUGUUGGCUAUGUCGAAUUCAAGGACGAAUCGUCUGUCCCACUUGCCAUUCAGCUCACCGGCCAAAAGCUUUUAGGAAUCCCCAUCAUUGCCCAACUGACCGAAGCGGAGAAGAAUCGACAAGCCCGCAAUCCCGAAGCCACUACUGGUCAAUCGGCCUCAGCGCCGUUCCACAGGUUGUAUGUUGGUAAUAUUCAUUUCAGUAUCACUGAAAACGAUCUCCAGAAUGUUUUCGAACCGUUUGGUGAACUUGAAUUUGUUCAACUUCAGAAAGAUGAAACUGCUCGCAGUCGCGGCUAUGGAUUUGUUCAAUUCCGCGAUCCCAACCAGGCGAGAGAAGCGCUGGAAAAGAUGAACGGUUUUGAUCUUGCUGGUAGACCAAUUCGUGUCGGCCUUGGGAACGAUAAGUUUACUCCUGAAUCAACAGCGAAUCUUCUACAACGUUUCCAGGGACAAGGCCAUCACCAACACCAACAACAACAAUAUCAAGGCUCCUCCUUUUCGGGCCACGGAGGCCGUAGCGUUCAAGCCGGCGCGGCGCCCAGCAACUUCGACCGUGCCGGUGGCCGAGACACAGACAAAGGAGCAGGCGGAGCAAGUGCUUUAGAUGACACAGAUGUUGCUGGUGUGAACUUCAACAAUUAUAGCAGAGAUGCAUUGAUGAGGAAACUCGCGAGAACAGAUGAACCCGAACCUUCUGCAGAUGAGAAACUGCAGCCGCUACGGCCUAAGACAGAGCCCAAGCCAUUGCCAGUGAACGUCAACAUGGCAAGCAGGUGUGUCUUGCUUCGUAAUAUGUUUGACCCCGCAGAGGAAGAAGGCGAUUCCUGGGUCAAGGAGUUAGAAGAUGACGUCCGCGCUGAAUGCGAGGAGAAAUACGGUCAUGUUGUUCACAUUUCUCUAGAUCCAAAUUCGCAAGGAGACAUAUAUCUUAAAUUUGACCGUGUACAAGGAGGCGAGAACGCCAUCAAAGGUCUUAACGGACGAUUCUUCGGCGGCAAACAGAUCAGCGCUCAACCGGUCGUCGAUGCAGUCUAUAGCAGUCUCUUCUCCCGUACCAAAGCGAUUUAG
Molecule: messenger RNA, 1722 nt
Organism: Talaromyces atroroseus
Lineage: Eukaryota; Fungi; Ascomycota; Eurotiomycetes; Eurotiales; Trichocomaceae
Exons: 4
Coding region: 1-1722 (573 amino acids)
Biological process (GO): mRNA processing
Cellular component (GO): nucleus
Molecular function (GO): RNA binding
Source: RefSeq, a predicted model, not a curated record